CACACACGUCCACGGAGCUGGCGCACAGAGCAGUGGCGCCCAUCCUCUCUCUCAGUGCGACUCCUCCGAGGGAUCAGGAGUAGACUAAAGUCAAACUUCCUGCAGCUUGAGAUUUGUGACACCUCUGAAGACGCCGGGUCGUCAAGACGCCAUGAUGAAAACAUGGGAUCCAACCUCAGCAGAGUCAGGAGGAGUGUGACACACUAACAAAACAGGUGUAUUUGGUGAUGUUGCCAUGUGCUGUUUGCCAUCUUCUCUUAUCCUCAUUUAUUCAGAACUGAUGCCCAGAUGGUGUGCCCCUCCAUGUGUGCUUCCACCCAGCUCUCCCUGACCGUUUCGCGGGCCGCCAAUCGACCCAAGUACCCACGGCCGCCGCCCGACACAACCCCGCCGCGCUCUGUACGCCCCACUCUUCAACCCGCACCCCUCACCUCACUGACCCCUCGCCCCUCACCCCCCCUCUCGCUCGCUCUCUUUCAAGCCCGUCCUCACGUUCUGACCGCCCGACCCCUUUUCUGAGCGCAACAUGGUGGCGGGGCGCGUUCCCACUCUAGUUCUGGUCAUGAUGUGUCAAGGCGCCUUGCUGUCAGACCCGCCUCAGUCGCGACGGGAGAUCCGCAUCGAGGGCGACCUCGUGCUCGGCGGCCUGUUCCCGGUGCACGAGAAGGGAGCCGGGAUGGAGGAGUGCGGCCGCGUCAACGAGGACCGCGGCAUCCAGAGGCUGGAGGCCAUGCUGUUUGCCAUAGACCGAAUCAACACGGACAAGACGCUGCUGCCGGGCGUCUCUCUCGGAGUCCACAUCCUUGACACCUGCUCCAGAGAUACCUACGCACUGGAGCAGGCACUGGAGUUUGUCAGAGCGUCGCUCACCAAGGUGGAUGACACCGAGUUCAUCUGUCCAGAUGGAUCUUACGCUCUGCAGGAUGACAGCCCGCUGGCGAUCGCAGGAGUCAUCGGAGGAUCCUUCAGCAGCGUCUCUAUACAGGUUGCCAAUCUUCUCAGGCUCUUCCAGAUCCCUCAGAUAAGCUAUGCUUCGACGAGUGCGAAGCUCAGCGACAAGACGCGCUACGAUUAUUUCGCCCGCACCGUGCCCCCCGACUUCUACCAGGCCAAGGCCAUGGCCGAGAUCCUCCGCUCCUUCAACUGGACGUACGUGUCCACAGUGGCCUCGGAGGGAGACUAUGGCGAAACCGGCAUUGAGGCAUUCGAGCAGGAAGCCCGCAUGAGAAACAUCUGCAUCGCCACCUCGGAAAAGGUCGGGCGUUCGAACGCUAAGAAGUCCUAUGAAGCUGUGAUCCGUCAGCUCCUCCAGAAGCCAAACGCUCGUGUGGCUGUCCUUUUCUUGCGCAGCGACGACGCCAGAGAGCUUCUGGCAGCAGCUGCCAGACUUAACACCUCCUUCAUCUGGGUGGCCAGCGACGGCUGGGGCGCACAAGAAAGCAUUGUUAAGGGAAACGAGGUCACGGCUGAAGGAGCCAUCACACUCGAGUUGGCUGCCAAUCCCAUCGCAGAGUUUAACCACUACUUCCUCGGUCUGAACCCUGUCAAAAACCUUCGAAAUCCCUGGUACAAGGAAUUCUGGGAGCAGCGGUUCCAGUGCUCCUUGGGAGGGGGAGCCGCUGCGCCGGGGGAGACGCCGCUGCCGCCGUGCGACACGAACUUGUCAAUGGACAAAAACAAGUUUGAGCCGGAGUCCAAGAUCAUGUUUGUGGUGAAUGCAGUGUACGCCAUGGCUUACGCUCUCCACAAUAUGCAACGGAGCCUGUGCUUUAACACCACCAAGCUGUGUGACAGCAUGAAGGCCCUGGACGGCCGCAGACUCUACAGGGAUUACAUCCUUAAUGUCAGCUUCACAGCCCCUUUCUCGCCUCCAGGCAGUGAGACAGUAGUGAAGUUUGAUUCCCAGGGGGACGGCAUGGGCAGAUACAACAUCUUCAGCUACCAGCACUCCGGCGAUCGGUACGGCUAUGUGCCAGUGGGCGAAUGGGCCGAGAGUCUGAGCCUGAGCAGCGAGCUAAUCCGCUGGCCCAGAGAAACGGUGCCCACUUCACAGUGCAGCGACCCCUGCGAACGCAACGAGAUGAAGAAAAUGCAGGCAGGUGAGUACUGCUGCUGGAUCUGCACGGCCUGUGAGCCUCAUGAAUACCUGGCCGAUGAGUUCACCUGCUCGCCCUGCGCUCCCGGCCAAUGGCCCACUGACGACCUGACCUCCUGUUACGACCUUCCUGAGGACUACAUCAUGUGGGAAGACGCUUGGGCUAUCGGUCCGAUUACCAUUGCCUGUGUAGGGUUCAUGUGCACCGGUCUGGUGUUUUGGGUGUUUAUCAGACACAACAACACUCCUCUGGUGAAGGCGUCGGGCAGAGAGCUGUGCUACAUCCUCCUCUCAGGGGUCUUCAUGUCCUACGCUAUGACUUUCCUCUUCUUGGCCAAGCCCUCUCCCGCCAUCUGCGCCCUGCGGCGCCUCGGGCUCGGCACGUCGUUCGCUGUCUGCUACUCCGCCCUCCUCACCAAAACGAACAGGAUCGCCAGGAUCUUCAACGGCGUGAAAGACGGAGCGGGCGCAGUGAGACCACGCUUCAUUAGCCCAUCUUCUCAGGUGUUCAUCUGCUUGAGUCUCAUCUCGGUGCAGCUCGUGAUGGUGUCGGUGUGGCUCCUGCUGGAGGUCCCCGGGACGCGGCGCUUCACGUUGCCAGAGCGGCGGCAGACCGUCAUCCUCAAGUGUAACGUGCGCGACUCCAGCAUGCUGCUGUCGCUGGGAUAUGAUGUGCUCCUGGUCAUCCUGUGUACUGUGUAUGCCUUUAAGACCAGGAAGUGCCCUGAGAAUUUCAACGAGGCCAAGUUUAUCGGAUUCACAAUGUACACCACCUGCAUAAUAUGGCUGGCCUUUCUUCCCAUCUUCUAUGUUACAUCUAGUGACUACAGGGUUCAGACCACCACCAUGUGCAUCUCAGUGAGCCUGAGCGGCUUCGUGGUCCUCGGCUGCAUGUUCGCUCCCAAAGUCCACAUCAUCAUGUUCCAGCCGCAGAAGAACGUGACCAGCCACCGGCUCAACCUCAACCGCUUCAGCGUCAGCGGCGCCGCCACCACAUACGCGUCACAUGCUUCCGUGAGCGCCCACUACGUGCCGACGGUGUGCAACGGGAGAGAGAUUGUCGACUCCACCACGUCCUCUCUGUGACCGCGCCCCGUCCGCUCUCUAAACCUGCCCCCUGCGACUGUUAGCCAACGAUUGAACGUCCAUCC
This is a messenger RNA of Salarias fasciatus (jewelled blenny), 3246 nucleotides long. RefSeq names its product glutamate receptor, metabotropic 3 (gene grm3). Gene Ontology annotation, biological process: G protein-coupled receptor signaling pathway. Bases 527 to 3181 code for a protein of 884 amino acids. Lineage: Eukaryota; Metazoa; Chordata; Actinopteri; Blenniiformes; Blenniidae. The transcript has 14 exons. Gene Ontology annotation, molecular function: G protein-coupled receptor activity. The record is from RefSeq and is a predicted model, not a curated record. Gene Ontology annotation, cellular component: membrane.